Messenger RNA from Epinephelus lanceolatus (giant grouper), 12623 nucleotides. It is a transcript of the gene phf21ab, whose product is annotated as PHD finger protein 21Ab. Gene Ontology annotation, molecular function: chromatin binding. Gene Ontology annotation, biological process: negative regulation of transcription by RNA polymerase II. NCBI's taxonomy places the organism in Eukaryota, Metazoa, Chordata, Actinopteri, Perciformes, Serranidae. The record is from RefSeq and is a predicted model, not a curated record. Gene Ontology annotation, cellular component: histone deacetylase complex.
GCUGAAUGAGAUUGAAGAAGAGUUCUUCUUGUUUUGUAGCUUCAGUUUCUCUGUUUUUUACACAAAUUUACUAAAACUAAAUAUAAAAUACGGCAACAAAAUAAAGCUCCGCGGGAAGGAGCGAGCCGGACUGUUUAUAUGCUGUUAUUCCAUCGUGGAUCGGCUUCUUAUAGAUAUAUAUUUAAUUAAUCUAGAGGAGGACUGCUGCUGAGGCAGCACAGAGGGGUGGAGUCCAGUCCCACAGCCAGGUGCGGCACUUUAAUGCUUCAGUUGGAUGGUUUUCCUACUGGAGACGGUGUUAAGGCUGAUCGAUCGGCUGGCAGACUGACUGGAUCCAUGAUGGAAUUACAGACGUUACAGGAGGCACUGAAGGUGGAGAUCCAGAUCCAUCAGAAACUGGUUGCCCAGAUGAAGCAGGACCCUCAGAACGCAGAUCUGAAGAAGCAGCUCCACGAACUUCAAGCCAAGAUCACAGCGCUCAGUGAGAAGCAGAAAAAGGUAGUGGAGCAGCUGAGGAAGGAGCUGUUGGUAAAGCAGGAGCCAGAGGCCAAGCUGCAGCUGCACGUCCAAACUCCUCCAGUAGGCGGCGACAUCAAGCCGGCCAACCUGCUGCAGAGCCAGCAGAUACCUGGAGGACUGCAGCAGACCCUGACAGUCACGCCAGUCCUCACCACGAAGACUCUACCUCUGGUGCUGAAAGCUGCCGCCACGCCCGCCCUGCCCGGCUCUGUCCUGCCACAACGCCCGCCCACUGUCGCUAUGGUAACCACAGCUAUCACCAAACCCGACUCGCAGAACGCCCCCAUCAACCUGCAGGUGGCCAGCAAGCUGACCAAUCAGAGCUCGGAGCCCGUGCGACUGGUAUCCAAGAACGCCAUGGUGGUGCAGGCCACCACCACCACCGCCCAGCCAAUCAAAGUUCCUCAGUUUGUCCCUCCUCCUAGACUGACGCCUCGACCCACCUUUCAGCCACAGGUCAGGCCAAAACCGGCCACACCCACAAACAUCCACAUCGCCCCGGCCCCUCCCCCACCCAUGAUGGCGGCCCCACAGCUGCUCCAGAGGCCAGUCAUGCUGGCGACCAAGUUGUCAUCCUCGCUGCCCUCGGCGGCUCCCAUUCACCAGGUCCGCAUCGUCAAUGGACAGCCCUGCAGCAAGACCGGCACCACCCCGCUGACGGGCAUCGUCAUCACCACGCCGGUCUCCACUGCACCCACCCGCCUAGCCAGCCCUGCCCAGGCGCCCAUCCUCACCCCUGUCCUCACCCCGACUCCCGCCCAGCCCAUCCAGAUCAGCAGCCUGACCCCUGAGCCCAAGCAGACUGUUAAACCAGGAGGUGGAGCCGAGCAGAAGGUGGUUGUCACCCUCCCCUCCUCCUCCACUCCCCCGUUGUCUCCUCCUCCUCCUCCACGACCUAAGAAAGAGGAGAGUCCAGAGAAACUGGCCUUCAUGGUGUCUCUGGGCCUCGUAACACACGACCACUUGGAAGAAAUUCAGAGCAAAAGACAGGAGAGGAAGAGGAGAACGACGGCCAACCCGGUGUACAGCGGCGCCGUGUUUGAACCUGAGAGGAAAAAGAGUGCAGUGAGUUACCUGAACAGCCCUCUGCACCAGGGGACCAGGAAGAGAGGUCGCCCACCCAAAUACAGCAGCGUCCCGGAGCUGGGCAGCCUCACCCCGACCUCCCCCUCCAGCCCCGUCCGUCCCCUCCCCCUGCCCAGCCCCAGCUCUGGGGAUGGAGACAUCCAUGAGGAUUUCUGCACUGUGUGCAGACGCAGUGGCCAGUUGCUCAUGUGCGACACGUGUUCUCGUGUUUAUCACCUGGACUGCCUGGAUCCACCCCUGAAAACCAUUCCUAAAGGCAUGUGGAUCUGUCCAAAAUGUCAAGAUCAGGUAACCGCAGCAGCCGUGACUGAUCCUGAGUCAGGGGGAAAGAGAAGGGCCAAUCAGGGCCAGCAGCUGUACUUGACUGUAAAAUCUGCUUUGUGCCACUCUGUCCUGAACUGUAGGACUGUUCAAUCCUUUAUCCUGAAAAAAGAAGAAGCCAUUCCCUGGCCUGGUACUCUGGCUAUUGUUCAUUCCUACAUCGCCUACAAAGAAGCUAAAGAAGAGGAGAAACAGAAGCUGAUGAAAUGGAGCUCUGAACUGAAACUGGAGCGAGAGCAGCUGGAGCAGAGAGUCAAACAGCUCAGCAACUCCAUAACAAAAUGCAUGGAGACCAAAAACAGCAUCCUGGCUCGUCAGAAAGACAUGCAUCUCUCCCUGGAGAAGGUCAAACACCUGAUUCGCCUCAUCCAAGCCUUCAAUUUCAACCAGGCUCUGGCAGAGACAGAGGUGAAGGAGGCCAGUGCCAGAGUCCAGGACGGUGCUGAAGUUGCAGUCGGCUCUGAAGCAGCACCAGAAGCUAACUCUGUGGAGAAAGCGAAGGCUGGGAGCUCCUCAACCAGCAGCAGCACUGAUGGAGACAACAAACCAGAGGAGCACGGAGCCGUAGGGAACAACCAGACAACAGGAGCAGCAGGAGCAGCAGGAACAGCAGGAGCAGCAGGAGGAGCAGCAGCGGGAGACACCGACAGCCAGGCUGUCCUAGAAGACAGCGCAGUCCUGACAGCAGAAAACAGCCCUGGUGUGGGGGCAGCAGGGGGUAAGGCAGGGCCUGGUGAUGGGGUAGGGGGAGGGGGUGACACAGGGACUGGCCUUCAGGUGGAGGCUGUGGUGAAGCCUGAGACUGACGCAGCUCCGGUGGUUGACAUUCCCGCUCCCUCAGUGGUCGCGCCUGUUGCCACCACCAACGGUACAGCCGAGCCGGCCUGCCCCGACCACAGCCCCGCAGGAGCCUGCACCACCAACGCCACCACCAACUCUGAGAACAAGAUGGCUGCCGUCAACCCUCCAGAGACAGCGGUGGAGAAGAAACAAGAGGAGGUCACUGACAGUGACGGCAGCAGCAACAGCAACAACAACAACAGCAAAACCUCAGAACCCUCCCAGCAUUCUUUGCCAGCUCUCGUCAGCAGUUUGGACAAUAAAAAGUAAUGCUACGUCUCUGCGGGAAUUCAAACAUAUAUAUUAAAAAAAAAAAAAAAAGACUUUUGCUUGCACCGUCCGGUGCCCUGAAGUUGCCAAUCUGUAUAAAUGUUGUUUGUUUGCAUUGUAUUGUCAGACUGUGUCAAUGGUAGAUAUACAGCCCAAGUCACAUGACUCUGGGAAGACGUAGGCUGCUCCACCCACAGAGCUGGGCUACAGGAAGGCUUACGCACCAGUGUCAUCAUGCCAAUUAGUGAUAGACGUCAGUGGUGGGAAUGCUCAAAGGGAGAUUUAAUUCAUCAUCACACCAGUGUGUGCCUGUUAUAGUGGCCCCUGUGUUCUCUUGUGGGGGGGGGAGGGGGGAGGGUUCACAUGGGCACGGAGAAAACCGAGAACAUGGAACCAAACAUCUGUCAGGGGUUACUGGUCUACAAAGCAGUGUUGUGAUAGAGUAUGAGUACUGAAAAGAGAGCCUGUUCAUUCCCUCGUCCCAACAAACUUAAUGUGAACAACCUUUUACUUCUGCAGUCCCACCACCCCGAACUCCUCUAAACCUCUACCAACAAGUCGUAUCCCUAAACCCUCCUUUGCCUGAUCUUUAACAGACUUCCCCAUCAAAUACAUCUUCAGUCAAAAAAAACGUUCCUGUCCAGUCCACCAACGAUUCAGUUGAACCUUUCUCUUAAAUCUAAAAAAGCUUCAGUAUGCUUCAAAUGAACUGCGUGUCUUAUGAACACGUCUGAAGGCAAAAGUGUUCAUCUGUUCUGAAUGGCCACACUUGAAGGCGAGGUUAAAACUGUGAGGGAUGUGUUGAAUUCAAGAAAGGGGGUCACAGCUCACAGUUUCAGACAGUCUCUCCUAGAGGACGUCAUGGUGUUGCACUUGUUUGUACACACCAAACAAAAAAGAAAAGAAGGUGAAACCAUUACCACUUUGACACAGCAGCUCACCUGACCCCUUACUGCAUUAAGGAUAUGAGAUGUCGAAAAUGUGGAGGAGGCUAAUGUCUUUAUACAAACUUCCUUAACUUCACCUUAACCUACAAACUAUCCACAGUCUACUGAAAACCAUGACCUCUCCCAAUCAACCAGUAACCUCCCACUAAAACUGAAACCUGUCAUUUCCUGUCCGCCAACGAUUCCAAUGUGACAUCCCUCUUAAAUCCAAAAGGUUUCAGUUGCUUCAAAUGAGCAAGUUUGUACAAAGUGUCGUCCGAAUGCCAACACUGGAAGGCGAGUUAAAAAGCUGGUUAUUGUUAUUGGAAAACCUGGACUUGCCUUCCCAGUCCACCAUAAUCCAAUGUGACAUCCCUUUUAAAUGCCAUCAAACAAACUUCACAGCCCUAACCCAUGAACCAAUUACUCACCUCUUUCUCUCCAGUCAAUCGAUGACUUUAAAAUUCCCUUAAUGAACAAUAAUCCAAAUUCGAGUUCCUAUGUAUGUCUGGACAUGUCUGGGAAGUCUUGUUCACUUGUGAUGCUGUUUAAUGUGUUUGUCUCAAGCGUACUGAUUCCUUUAGACCAACGUACUCUAACCUCCCCAUCAACCAACAAGUUAAACCUUCAAGUCUUCAGUCAACAGAAAAACCUUUACCAUUUACUGAUGGUGACUAAACCCAAACUUACCUUCCUUUAGUCCAGCAACAGUCAAAUGUGACCUCCCCUCUAAACACCCAACAGCUCACUAUGCUUAGAGUAAAUUAGCUGAAAUGAAGUGCCCUCUGAAUCUUCACACAGGAAGGCGAGGUUGAACACUUGUCAGUGUAGAGAUGUGCGAGAUGAGAGAAAUGGGUAUAACGGAGCUCACUGUUGGAUGGUCGCACUCGAUUGUUCACGGUCUCACCACCAGUUUAGGAAAGUUACAAAAUUUUGCGGAUGUACUCCUUCGAUUGCAGCGUCUGAACGGUCAAACACUGUCAAGUGCUCCAUCAAACACUUUGUUUAUGCCAGCAUCCGUAGCCCCCCGGUCAGUGACUCAGACUGUGUUCAGACAACCAAUAUAUCAAUACAUCAUAAAAGUGUCAUACAAACACAUUCUGACACCUUUAAACCAACACCCCCCCUAUCGCUAAAACCCAAAUUUACCUUCUUCAUUUGACCGAUAGUGAUCUUAUACCCACAAGGAUUCAGUAUUAUUCAAACAAAUUAGUUUCAACACAGUAUAACCAAACAGAACAUUACAAAAAGGACUCCUAUAACUCUUCACAAACCCAUGCGACCACAAGUUGCUCCUACCACCAGGAAGUGAGCAGGGCCAGUUUUGAAGCCUGAUUUCGUAGUGGUCAAAUAGUGUAAUUGCACCGUCACGUGAUACCCUGUGGUCCAAAAAGACAUUUUCCCAUAGUCUUACAUGGCAAAAGAGAAAUCAGUGAAUUCAUUUUUCUGAGUGUCACAGUCCCUGCAAAGUGACUAGUUUCACUAUCAAAAUUUGAUCCAUUCGGCCUAAUAACAUUUGCAAAGUGUACAAGACAAAUUAGCUGAGCACUAAACCAGAAGUAGCCGUCUCGUCAUCUGUAGUGCGCUUACUCUAUGGGCCACACAGUGUGGAAGCACCUCUUUUUUUAUACCUGGCAAUUACCAUUUUGGGGCCCCGCCUCCAACACUGUAUCUAGGAUUCUUUAUUCAUCCAUGGCUCCUAAUCCUACAGGUGCGUUUCCCAUAAUUCCACCACUGCCAGUGUCAUACCGAAAUGACAAAAUAGGUCGUAUAUGACCGUUAACUCUCACAGGUAAAAAACAUGUGGUUAACACUGUGAAACGGCUGCUGUUGCACUUUUGAAAAAAGAUCAUGGUUUGGGUUUAAAAAAAAAAGCAUGUUUCUUACUAAGGUAACUUGACAUAGUUGACUUUUGGCUUCACAUAGGACAUGAAGAGGGUCAAAGUCUGGUGUUUGUUUGAAAGGUCCAUCCACCCCGACCUCCUCCCUAUGCAGACUUUGUCACUCUUUCUACUGCCUUAUUUGACUUCCACCUUUGCUCACAUCAUAAUUACUAUGGCCACUAGAGGUCGCUGCCUAACAAUAAAAGUAGAUAGAGGCCAUGAGAAGCUGCUAUGUGGACAGUCUCAAACAUUGUUAAGUGCAACCCCCACAGUUUCAGACAUCAGGAAAGGUGUGGACAGGCACCAUGUUUGAAGCGUACUGACGCUUUUAAACUGACUAACUUGCAAAUCAGUCUGUGAACGGUGAACACUGACCUGUAGCCUUCACCUGGUGACUAAAACCCAAACUUCCCCAGUCCCCCAACAAUUUGACCUCCUUCUGGAACCUGAACAACCCUCAACCAGAAACUGAAGACUCUUCCCUCUCCCAGUCGAGCAAUGACCAAACGUCCCCUAUCAUCCAACCAACAGUCCCAGUUAACUCCCCCCUCCCCCGUCUCCUCCCUCCCCGCCUGUAUCCCUGAGCUCAAGCAGAAAAGACGCAGGUAUGGAGGACGAGGUGGAACAGGUGUCGUAGCCUAACAGAUGUUUUCAGUGGUGUCGGUCAAGUGUAGUGAUUGAGUUUUCAUUCGUGAGUCAAGUGUGUCAACUGUGAGCACUAAAUGUGAAAUUGCAAUAUUGCAAUGUCAACACACACACACAUACACACACACAAACACACACAAACUAUAUCUGGGCUGUGUUUCUUUUUUAUAGGAAAAGAUAUUCAGGUCUUCCUAGUCUUCAGAAUAAGUGCUUUCUGUUCCUGAACCUGCUGGACUGGCAUUAUCAACACACAAAGGAGUGGUGAUCUUUGCAUUAUGUACAUUUCUGUUGAAUCCUGAACUGCCAAAAUGAUGUUGUAUCCAAAUUCAGCAGGGACAAGUCCACUUACUGUAUGGAAAGAUCAAAUCAUUGGCGUUGUUGUAAGAUACAGAUGACGAGACCAUUUCAGAUAUUGGAAGUCCCCAGAUUGAGACAGGAGAGCUUAUUAAACAAUAACAUUAGAGGAACUUCUUUUUCCUUGAGGUGGAGGGAUUUGUUGUAUGAACCUUCAGACGGAUCUCAAAGGACAAUACCACAAAUCCUGAGAUUAAAGCACAAGCUUGCUGCAUUACAAAGAAGUGCUGAAGAGCUUUUUGUAUGUUAAUAUGGAAUUAAACAGAGUAUGCAUCUCUUUGUUGUGAUGUGACUUAUCCCCACAUUGCCAAUAUUUUUCUAGGAGGAAACACAAACCUCUGUCUGACAUUAAGGCUCAAGUCUAGUUCAUAUAUUGUGGAGGAGGAGGAGGAGGAGUUGUUGGUCUCCUCGUGCAUCUCUUUUCUUUCUGGAGCAUGUCUGGGCUGAAAUGUGAUGCUGUUCUUCGUUGGCUUGGUGGCUGUCAGUUGGGGUCUGUCUUUGUCUGGUGAACUGAUCAUGACUUCUGGCUUCUCGUUGGGUUCGGGGCAUUAACAAACUCUGGUCUGUUCAUUAAUGGUGCCUCUGGUUGUGCUUUUUCUGUUUCUUUCUUUUUGCAUUAUUGGAAGGUUUUUGCUUAAAUUUCAGUCGUCCAAAAACGUAUUCACCCCUGAAAGUGUUCAAGGUUCAGCUCUCCAAAGUUUUUUAUGUUGAAAUACUUUUAUUACGUGUCAUCUGUUUUUUAUUGAUGAGGAAUUUGUAGCCAUGCUAGCAGCAUCCAUCUAUUGGUCCGACAGUCAGGCCACCGCUUUGGUCCAGAAUAAAAUAUCUCAACAAGGAUGAAUUGUAAUGAAAUUCAGGUCAGACAUUCGUGGUUCCAAGAGGACGACUCCUGACUUUGAUGAUCCUCCGCACCUUUUACUUAGCGCCACAGUAAAACAGCUAUUGGAUGGAUUUUCCUGACAUUUAUUACAGAUAGCCGUGGUGCCAAGAGGACAAAUCAACCUAAUCGGCAAAAUAAAUGUUGUCAUUGUAAGGUUCUGCAAACCAUGGAUAUGUGGCAUAUGUACAUUGUUACGUAGCGGGAACGUUGAAAGGUUACACUUCUUCAUGUUUAAACAGGGCUGUGGUUUACGUGUGAUAGAGCUUUGAUUGUUUGCCCAAACUCAAUUUGGCCGACUCGACUGGCCAGGUUUGGAUCUUGGACCGGGUCAGAUUCUCACCAAUUUACAGGUGUUUUUGUUUGUUUGUUUGUAUUUGUGAAACUGGCAGUUCUUGUGUGUAAAUGAAUGAUGGGACAGUGGAGGAAUAGAGUGGAGAACUUGGGGACAGUGAGAGCUAGAGAAUGACAGAAAGGAGACGAAGAGAAAGAGAGGAGGGCUGCAAGGUGACUUGGUUGGCAGUAUUUGCUUCUGCCUCCCCAGCAGUGGGAGAGAUGUGAUCGACAUCUGUGCCUCCGUAGACCGCCAUGCGCACUCAAAAAAGGAGACGUGCCAAGGGGCGCGGUUCACUUUGCCAAACCUGUUAUGCGUGAGACACAAAGCCGAUGACAGACCAUUGAAAAACCUCAGGAUGAGAAGAAGUGGGGAGAGGAAGCGGCCCUUUUGCUUGGAAUAAACAUUUCAAUAUUAUUAAUAUUUUUUAGUAGAAAUUCUGGUUUUUAAUCAGGCUAGGGUCCAAAACUGCUGCUGUGGUUCAGGCUCUGGUCAGGGUUGGACAGAAACUGUGCUAGUUCAUGUAGGGUGAGGUCUGAUAUUUCAUGCCUGAUCAAAGCUUCACUAUGUGGUUAUGUUUAGGCACCAAAACCAAUGCAUUAUAGGUAGGAAAAUACAGUGUUUUGGCUUUAAAUGCCUGGAAUAAACAGCACUGUCUCCACUGAAAACGCAGCUGGUAACUAACAAACUGUUUUUGCUGUCUGUUGAUCUUGAACAGUGGUCUGCAGCUCGGCAGGUGUUAGUUUCAAAAUGAUGAUGUGACGUAUGAAUUUGACGAAUCCAUGGCUUGCAGAAACGUACAAUGGCAACAGUUUCUUCUGGCAAUGCUGGAUGAAUCCUAAUGAUUUGACACACAGUUCGGCUCAGAUGUUCAUGUUCUCCAGAAUCCCCUUUACUUUAAUAAUUUUCAUCGAUCUCCAUCAUCAGGUCAAAACUCUAAUGUGUCUGACACUUUGGUUUAUGACCAGAUACUUGCAGAACAUCAGCAUGUUGUCAUUGUGAGCAUGUUAGCAUGUUGAUGUUAGCAUGUUGCCGAGCAGAACAGAGCUGCUAGCAUGGCUGUAGGAUAAAAGUUAGACAAAAAAUAAUGACUUCUGCAGAGACCAACAGUGUCAUCUUCUAACUACAAAGGAAACAUGUACAUGGUUGUGUGGGUGAAUACGUUGUUGGGCGACUCUAAAAUAAGCUGUUACAGGUGUCUUUUUUUCAUAUCACAUGGACUCUUGUAACUGAAUCAGCAUAUCUUUAUUUACACUUUAUUUUGUGACAUCAGCUGUACAAACUGCCUUCAUUCAGAAGAUCCCAGAAAAGAGAAAAUCUGUGUGACAUUGUUUGGCCACAGUUUUGUCUGAUACAUGUUGACGUGUCUGAUGGAGAGUUCAGCCAUUCGAACGUGGAAGAAAAAGACUGGCCAGGGACGCAGUUCUAACACGAAAUGACCCCAAAUCCCUCAUGAAUCCCGUUCAUUGUGUGUUUUGUUCUCUGUCGGCUCACUCGGGUGGAUCUUCUUCUUCUUCUUCUUCUUCUCUCGACGUGUCGUUCACUCGUUCAUCUAGUCUCUUCACUUGACGAGGUUUUCUUUGAACGAGCCCGAGCUUGUGUUCCAGACAAACUGGACCUCUCCCUCUGUACAGUAGGUACCUCGAGUGCCUUUCUUCAAACAGCAGAUAAUAUUUGUCUCUCGACUUGCACUGUGACUUGUAGAACCUUACUAACCCUCCAGAUGAUGCCCCGCCCUAUCCCGCCCCGCUGUGCCCUGCCCUGCCCUGCCCCACCCUCCUCCGGUCUGUCCCGUGACCCGCUCCCUUCACCUCAGGCUGCCGGUAGUUGAUGCAAGUGGAAACUACAUUUCAUAUUAUGCCAUUUAGAUUGACCAGAUAGUGUUUUCUUGUUGUUUCUUAUAGGAGUUGCCUUAAAUGUGUUUUAUUUUCCUUUUUACGUGAUUUAACUUUUACAUUAAGGAGAAGAAAAAAAAAAUCACUGCAGACUCUGGCGAGCUCGUUCGGUCGCUGUGGUCGAUAAAACGCUCCAAAGAGAGAUUGUUUAUUAUGACAUCUCUGCUGCGUGUGACAGCCAGCUGUUUGUGACGCACUUUUGGUUUGACCAGUAUUAUUAUUAUUAUUAUUAUUAUUAUUAUUAUUAGAGUGUAACAAAGGGAUCUGUCAGCAGCAACACGAAUCACGGUCAUAAAUCCCGUCAGUCCUGACUCAUCUCCUCCUGUGACUCGUGCAUUGUUCCCUCUGUGCUGUGGUUCCUUCUUCUUGUGUUUUGGAGAGAUGAUGAGUUUGCUGAAUCAGGUCAUGUGAGCCGCCACCUGCGUGCAUUUGGAGUGAACAAACGUAGACCCAAUUAGCAACAUCUGUCCACUCGGUCUGGUGGAACGCAUGCCUUCUUAUGCAAAUUUUUAUACAGGAUUUGUCAAACCUUUUUAAUAUGCAUUUGUUUUUUUAAGUUUUUAUGUGAAACUCAAGUCACCUUUUUUCGUUGAACAUUCUGGCAUCGUGAUGCCAAACGUGUGCAGUUUAGGUGUGAAACGGUACGGUGGUCAUCCAGAGCGGAGACAUUUUCUUCCUGACAUUGUGUUUUAUGGACGGUUUAGAUUUUAAUUUGGCUGAUGCACAAUGCUGAAUGUUGGGAUCCCAGCAGGGCUGAGAGGGGGAUCGAGUCUUAAAUCGUGUCCUCUUCUAGAGAAAAGGCCUCGGCUUCGAUUUAGUCUAAGGGCUCAUUUAUGCUUGAUGAUGGGUACGGAUACGGACGAAGCCUUCUGUCCAUACUUUGCGUUAAUUUUGCCCGUGUUUGUGGACGUUUUCUGAAAACUUUGGACAAUUUGGCCAAAACAGAGAUGUAUCACCGUAGAUUGUGGGGGCAGUGGAGCGUAGUUCAAGCGAGACGUGACUGUACAGCACGUUCUUAUUACCAACUCGUCAAAUACUACCGCUUUGUCAGUGAUUUAUGUGUCAGAUACCACCACCAGGUGGUGUCAGCUUGAAAUGCAGCCAACAACUAUGUAACGUACAGAGCUGGAAAGUCUAUAAUGUCGGCGGAUCAAACCAACCCCUGACUUUCCCCUGGGAGCUCGCUGUUUGCUUCCUGUGUGAGUUUUAAGCCAAACCAUGAUGAUUUUAAAUGAAGUAAAAGUAAAAACUAACUAUUUACGAAUGUUCUAAGCUGAUUUUGAAAAGACUGUAUUCAUCUGACGAGCAGAGACUGUACAUUUCCUGUGAAAAUGGAAGUAUAUUUUGAAAAGACACAAUGCAUGUUACAAGCAUAAAUUGUUAGACCGUCCUGGACCACCAACAAUAGACGCAGGAGGUUGCCUAGCGCAUCAUAUUUAGACGUGUAAGUCCACUGACAAAGCAGCAGUAUAUGACGAGUUGGGAUGAGAACGCAUCGGACUGUAGGUGAUGAGGAAGACGAUUAAAAAAUGUCAGAACGGAAUGAAUCAGUAGUGUAGUCAAGAGAAUUUUCCGUCCACAUAUCGCGAUGUACUUAAUGGCCUCAAACACCACCGCCAUUAAAAGGUACAUCAUUACGACCACCUCCACCGUCACCACAUUUGUUGUCACUCUGCCCUCUAGAGCCAUUCAUUGGUUUUAGAUAUGCUUUCGUAAAGGACGUACGAGGGCAAUCGCAUGUACAACAUUUGAAACGGAUGUGUCUGUUUUCGUACGUGAAAGAAGUAUAAAUGAGCCCUAAAAGUGAAUUUAUCCAAAGAACACUGCAGACGUGCGUUUCUGUUGGGAAGCUUUUUGUGUUGCAUAUCAUUUGGAAAUGAAUUUCAGCAUCGUGUUUAUUCACCGAGCCGUAAAAGGAGCAUUUGUCGGCAGCUGAGAGCUCUUCAGUUUGUAUUUGGAUGAAGUCUUAUAUGCAUUAAAACAUGUCCAGUUCCUUGUGUGGCAGAUUCUUCUGGAAGCAUCCUGUAAAGUAGUUCACUCCGACUCCUGUCUUUUUUUUUGUUUGUUUGAUUUUAGUUUUAAAACGAUCAAGUCAUGAUUGUGGCCUUCUAGUAUUCUGUCGAUACAUGACAUCAACCCGUCGUUAGCCGUCGCUCAGCCUCCAUCCUGUCCGGAUCCAACUGUACACCUGAAGCUUCUUACCUCAUCCACAGCUAAUUCCAUCGGGGGUGUGUUGAGUGCAAAAAAAUAACAAAAUAAAACAAAAAAAAAUCAAAGUAAAAAACAAAAGAAGUCUUUUUUAUCUUCCAUUUGGUGAGAUGCAUUGUAGCGAUAUGAAUAAAGAAAAAGUUCACCUGGUGUGCUGAAUAAUGUGUAAAUUGGUAAUUACACAAUCUGAAUAUUUGUAUAAUUGUUUGUAUUUUUUCAUAAUGAUUUUGGAAAGGAAUGUGUUUAUUUUUUUGACUUCUGUUCCAGAUGUGUCUUCUGUUGGCCUGACAUUGUGACUGGUCUGGUGGGAUUCUUACCUCUGUAUUGAGCCUCUUCUGUGAUGAAUUCUUUGUAUGCAGUGUUUAGGAAAUACUGUAGGGAACAUGGGGAGGAGUUGAUAUUAGGAGCAUUUGAUCAAUUUGUAUUUAUUUAUUUUAUCAUUUUGUUAAUAAAUUGUGAAAAGCA